AGUUGCAACCCGACAGUCCUCGAGUCAUGCUCGGAGAACGAGAUGUGCAAGGUGGAGGUGGUGGGCCAGAGUGGCACGUGCCAGUGCCUGCCGGACUUCACCUUCAACGCGCAGACGAACGAGUGCGAGGAGCCCAAACCACCCCCUGAUGACUCUCCCAGCCACCUUAGUCUCGGCCUCGGCCUGGGCAUCACCUUCACCAUCGUCUUAGUGGCCGUGGUACUGGCCAUUGCCCACAGAAGAUACGGAAUCCUCUCGGGCGUCUGCAGCCGCCUCCCCACGCUACACCUGUUCGGCAAGAGAGGGGAGGAGUUCGUCGUAGACAGUGGGGAUGACGACAGUCCUAUCGUAUAAUGAAGGGUGAAGGAAGAGGAGGGAUGGGGAAAUGUGAGGGGAGAGGAAAAGGAGAAAGUGUUGAGAGAGAGAGAAUACCG
Messenger RNA from Penaeus monodon (black tiger shrimp), 434 nucleotides. RefSeq lists its product as uncharacterized. The record is from RefSeq and is a predicted model, not a curated record. NCBI's taxonomy places the organism in Eukaryota, Metazoa, Arthropoda, Malacostraca, Decapoda, Penaeidae.